Molecule: messenger RNA, 2984 nt
Organism: Leguminivora glycinivorella
Lineage: Eukaryota; Metazoa; Arthropoda; Insecta; Lepidoptera; Tortricidae
Exons: 2
Coding region: 109-2943 (944 amino acids)
Biological process (GO): DNA integration
Molecular function (GO): nucleic acid binding
Source: RefSeq, a predicted model, not a curated record
ACGGCACGUGCAAGUUCAGGGCUUACGUGUGUCGGGUGUGCAACCGAGAUGGGCAUUUGAAGAGGAUGUGCCCUAGACUGCGCGAGGAACAGCUGUUCGCGAUGCGUGAUGGAGGCGCGAACGAGCAGGUGGCGUAUGAUGACAGCGAGGAAAGUGACGAGUUCCAGGUUUAAAGAAGUUUUUGAAGACGGUUUGGGGCGGUUCACGGGCGGCAAGGUCGGGUUCGCGCUGCGCGAGGGGGCGCGGCCGGUGUUCCUGCGCGCGCGCCCGCUGCCGUACGCGCUGCGCGAGCCGGUGGAGCGCGCGCUGGACCAGCUGGUGCGCGACGGCAUCAUCACCCCCGUGCCCACGUCGGACUGGGCCACUCCCGUCGUACCGGUAAUGAAAAAAGAUGGGACUAUCCGUUUGUGUGGCGAUUUCAAAUUGACUCUGAAUAAAUGUUUGCAAGUGGAUCAUUUUCCAGUACCUCGAGUCGACGAUUUAUUGACAAAGUUGCAUAGGGGAGAUAAAUUUUCGAAAAUUGACUUAUCGCAAGCAUAUGCGCAAUUCGAAUUAGAUGAGUCUAAACAAUACACUGUAAUUAAUACUCACAAGGGCUUGUAUAUGUACAAUCGGUUAAUUUAUGGCUUGGCUUCCAGCCCCGGUAUAUUUCAAAGAAAGCUGGAACAAUUGUUUGCGGACUUACCGACGGUAGGGGUUUUCUUGGAUGAUAUUAUUAUAACCGGGGCGGACGAUCGGGCUCAUUUAGAAACACUCACGGAGGUAUUUGAAAGGUUGCGGAAGUAUGGGUUAAAGGUUAAGAAAGAGAAGUGCACAUUUUUUGCUCCGUCGGUGACGUAUUUAGGUUUUGUGAUUAGCAAAAAGGGUGUGCAUACCUGUCCUGAUAAAAUUAAGGCUAUUAAAGAAGUAGAUGAGCCUAGUAACGUAUCAGAGCUUCGCUCGUUUUUGGGCCUCAUUAUGUAUUACGCCAAAUUCGUACCUAACAUCAGUACUAUAUUAGCACCAUUAUACAGACUUUUGCAAAAAAAUGUUAGUUUCAUAUGGGACGAAAAUUGUAGGGCGGCGUUCAAUAAAAUCAAACAAAUGUUAAUUUCUAGCGCCAUCUUAGCUCAUUACUCGCCUCAUUUGCCGUUGAUUUUGACCACGGACGCUAGCAGCGUGGGCGUUGGCGCGGUCAUCUCCCAUUUGACGCCCGAGGGCGAGCGGCCGAUUGCGUAUGCAUCGCGGGUAUUGAAUUCAGAAAAGGCGUAUUCUCAAAUUGAACGCGAAGCUCUGUCGAUUAUAUAUGGCAUAAAAAAAUUCCAUCAAUAUUUGUAUGGUAGGAAAUUCACGUUAAGAACUGACCAUAAGCCUUUAGUGUCGAUUUUUGGCGAUAAGUCCGGUAUACCGGUAAUGGCCGCCAGUAGGAUGCAGCGUUGGGCGGUUAUACUCGCGGGGUACGAUUAUGACAUCGAAUACGUGCGUAGCGAGAAAAAUUCGGCCGACGCGCUAUCCCGUUUACCCGUUGGAAUACGUUCGGAACCGAACAGCUCUAAAUGCACACGCGAAGUCACUUAUUUGAAUUUUGUGCAAAAUUUCGUGCCAAUUACAAGGAAGACUUUGUGCCAAGAAACGGGUAAGGACAACAUUCUUACAAAAGUAAUGUUGUUCAUACAGUCCGGUUGGCCGGCAGUUUGUACCGAUGAGCAGAUUAAACCUUAUUUUUCACGCCGCCAUGAAUUGUAUAUAGACACAGGUUGUAUAGUAUGGGGUUAUAGAUUAGUGAUUCCAAAGACAUUACGGAAUGAGGUGUUGAAAGAGGUGCACAGUGGGCACAUGGGGAUAGUCAAAAUGAAGAGUAUCGCGCGGAGUAUUGUAUGGUGGCCGGGGAUCGAUGCGGAAAUUGAAAGCGUUUGUAAAGCGUGCACCACGUGCACAGCGGAGAGUACGGCCCCGGCGAAGGCGGCCCCACAACCCUGGCCAUAUGAGUCAGAAGUGUGGUCACGGCUACAUCUCGAUUUUAUGGGUCCUAUUCAAGGUGCCUCGUUUUUGGUAUUAAUUGACUCAACCUCGAAAUGGAUUGAAGUUUUCAGAAUGAAUAAAACAACUGCGAACGACGUAAUACGGGUGUUACGAGAAACAUUUGCGCGUUUUGGCCUUCCUAAAGAGAUUGUAUCGGACAACGGGCCCCCGUUUUCUAGUCAAGAGUAUGAGCGUUUUAUGACAUUUAACGGUAUUAAGACGACAUUUGCACCCAUAUAUCAUCCUUCCUCGAAUGGAGCCGCAGAACUGGCGGUUAAACUUUGUAAGCGGGUAGUUCGGAAAGCCAUACGCGACGGCGUCGAUGUUGACGCCGCGUUGCAGUCAUAUUUAUUAUCUUACCGUAAUGUAGACCACAGCACAACCGGCGCAUCACCAGCGGCCCUAUUACAACGUAGGACAUUAAGAACUCGGCUUGAUUUAUUGAAAUGUAGGAGACAAUUAGAAGAUAAGGUGAUUCAGAGUCAACGCAAACAAGUCGAAUAUGCGGGAGGUGUUGCUAGGCAGAUGGAUAUUGGAGAGGAGGUGUGGGCGCGUAAUUAUACGGGAGGUGAGCGAUGGAUAGGAGGAAAAAUUGAACAAAAAUUAGGAUCACGUAACUAUAUCGUUAGUAGGGAAAAUGGUCCACCAAUCAAACGACAUAUUGAUCAGCUUAAAACUAAAUGGGCUAGCACGAUUGAUGUGUCAGUACCUAACUCUCCGAAUUCAGUAGAACCACCAAACGAAGUUCCCACUUGUACAGCAGCGUUGCCGGUGACGGGAGGGGUACCAGAACCUGGGCCUAGCCCGUCCGAACUAAGGGCCGUGACGGAGCCGUUGCCGGGUCCACCUGUCGCGCCCCCUACCCUGCCAGCCCCCGUGGAGGGCCCUAAACCGACUCGCGCUAGGAAACCAGUCAAAAGAUACGGGUUUGACUUUGAUUAGUGGUUAAAAUGUUUUUCCUUAUUUAACUGGCAUUAUACUUA